AUGGCUCAGCGAGCACUUCGUCCAAACUUGCCGUUCCACGCACCCCUGCAGACGCGCGCGCGCGCAAGAAUCUCUUCGUUACAACUUGCCCAGUCGACAGCAACCCCGGCAUGCGUGUGGCUACCAGUGCAUGCUGAUUGCAGUCCGCGUCAGUCAGGGACUGUCGAUAAUCUCGUUCGAGUCUCGAGUCUCGGCUCAUCUAUCGUUGUCGUUGGACCUGCCAACCUGACCUGUCUGACAAACAGUGGAUGCAGCCGGUACUCGAAGCCGGCAUCAAACUGCAAAAUGAUCCUAGGAUGCCCAAUGCGCUAG
Messenger RNA from Colletotrichum tamarilloi, 312 nucleotides. RefSeq lists its product as uncharacterized. The transcript has 2 exons. The coding region runs from base 1 to 312 and encodes 103 amino acids. NCBI's taxonomy places the organism in Eukaryota, Fungi, Ascomycota, Sordariomycetes, Glomerellales, Glomerellaceae. The record is from RefSeq and is a predicted model, not a curated record.